Molecule: messenger RNA, 857 nt
Organism: Solanum tuberosum (potato)
Lineage: Eukaryota; Viridiplantae; Streptophyta; Magnoliopsida; Solanales; Solanaceae
Product: cysteine protease inhibitor 9-like
Exons: 1
Coding region: 32-715 (227 amino acids)
Molecular function (GO): endopeptidase inhibitor activity
Source: RefSeq, a predicted model, not a curated record
GAUUAAUAGGAAGCAAAAUACAGAAAGAAAGAUGAAGUCGAUUAAUAUAUUGAGUUUCCUGUUGCUUUCAACUACCCUCUCUUUGGUUGCCUUUUCUCAUGAAUUUUCCAUUUCUGAUAAUAAUGGGAAUAUUGUAUUCCCUCCCGUGCUGGACAUGGAGGGCCAUUCACUCAAGAUAAACGAGGAGUACUCGAUUCUCAGUAUUCCCUUUGGCGGUGGAAGCGUAUACUUAGCUGAUAUUGAUAACCGUACCGAAUGCCCAAAUGGCGUUGUGCAGGACAGGUCUGGUGAUUUUGAUCACAGCACACCCGUGUUGUUUUAUACUAUGGAUAAUUUCGUUUUUGAAGACCAAGAUGUUAGUAUAAUGUUCUCAACUUCUUCUUCAACUAAGUCAUGUUUUAACGAAACUGUUUGGCAAGCUGGUAAUCACAUGCUAGGGCCGAUACGUCCACCACCUAGGUUUGUUAUAACUGGUGGUACCUUAGGAAUUCCAGGACCUAAUACCUUAAACAACUGGUUCAAAAUUGAGAAAUAUGAGACGGAGAGACCUCAUUCUUACAAGUUAAGGUAUUGUCCUAGUAAAUAUAUGUGUCCAACAUGCCAAUUUGAUUGUGCAGAUGUCGGAUUGUACGAAGAUAGGGGAUACACCCGUCUGGCUCUCAAUAACAAGCCUUAUCCCUUUGGCUUUAGCAAAGUAAAGAAGAAUGAUGCAUAGUUAGUUAAUUAUCUAUGCUUAAUAUAUUAUAACCUAGCUCGAUCGCUUUUCUAAAAUAAUGUGGAUCAUGCUUCUAUUCCACUCUAUGUAAUAUUAAUUAAUGCUUAUGAUGAAUAAAAAAGCUAGGUUCUUAUUUAUUAAU